Cariama cristata (Red-legged seriema) is the source of this 1224-nucleotide messenger RNA. It is a transcript of the gene COL23A1, whose product is annotated as collagen, type XXIII, alpha 1. Lineage: Eukaryota; Metazoa; Chordata; Aves; Cariamiformes; Cariamidae. The record is from RefSeq and is a predicted model, not a curated record. The annotation marks the transcript as partial. The transcript has 22 exons.
GGGCCUCUUGGUUUGGAUGGCAAACCAGGACCUCCAGGACCAAAAGGGGAAAAGGGUGAAGCAGGGAACGUCGGCCCGAGGGGCGACCAAGGUCGAGAUGGAGCCACUGGCCCCCCUGGUCCUCCAGGACCCCCAGGUGCCCGAGGGCCUCCUGGUGACACGGGAAAAGAUGGCCCAAGAGGACCUCCAGGCCCCCCCGGUUUCAAAGGCGAGCCGGGAGAGGACGGCCUCGUGGGUGCCAAGGGACCUCCAGGACCAAAGGGUGAGCCUGGUAUCCAAGGGAAAAAGGGUGACGAUGGGAUCCCUGGGGAACCAGGACUUAUGGGCCCCAAGGGAGAAAAAGGAAGCAUGGGUCCUGAGGGAGAGAACGGCACAGAUGGCUUGCCAGGACCCAAGGGUGAGCCUGGUGAGAAGGGAGGAAUUGGCUCCAUCGGACCCCGGGGUCCCCCCGGCCUGAAAGGGGAACAGGGUGACACCGUAGUGAUCGACUACGAUGGCCGAAUCCUGGAUGCGCUCAAGGGUUCGCCGGGUCCCCCAGGGCCACCAGGCCCCCAAGGCGCUCCAGGUCCCAAGGGAGAGCUGGGCUUGCCGGGUCCACCUGGACUGGAUGGUGAAAAGGGUCCCAAAGGAGCAAAGGGUGACCAGGGCAGCGCGGGGAUCACGGGACAGAAAGGAGAGACAGGAGAAAUGGGCUUAGCGGGUCCACCGGGUGCAGAAGGGCCAAAAGGAGACAAAGGAGAAAAAGGAGACACAGGGUCACCAUGUUUGCAGAAUAAUCAUGUAAGGUCUUGGCUUCCAUUCCCGAACUGUGUUCCCUGUGUGCCUACCCUCGUUAAUGUGCCAUUUAAUUCCCUUCUGCAGAUCAUACCUGAGCCUGGACCCCCGGGAUUACCCGGCCCUAUGGGUCCUCCAGGAAUCCAGGGGCCUAAAGGCUUGGACGGUGCGAAGGGAGAGAAAGGUGACAGCGGCGAGAAGGGGGACCACGGCGACACUGGACCCGCUGGUCUCCCGGGUGCUCCAGGGCUCAUCGGUUUACCCGGUACCAAAGGAGAGAAGGGAAAGCCAGGGGAGCCAGGAUUGGAUGGUUUCCCUGGUCUCAGAGGAGAAAAAGGAGAGAGAAGUGAAAGAGGCGAGAAGGGUGAGCGAGGAAUACCAGGGAGAAAAGGUGCCAAAGGGCAGAAGGGGGAACCAGGCCCUCCCGGACUGGAUCAGCCUUGUCCUGUG